This is a messenger RNA of Loxodonta africana (African savanna elephant), 6519 nucleotides long. RefSeq names its product RIMS binding protein 2 (gene RIMBP2). The transcript has 23 exons. NCBI's taxonomy places the organism in Eukaryota, Metazoa, Chordata, Mammalia, Proboscidea, Elephantidae. The coding region runs from base 662 to 4684 and encodes 1340 amino acids. The record is from RefSeq and is a predicted model, not a curated record. Gene Ontology annotation, molecular function: protein binding. Gene Ontology annotation, biological process: neuromuscular synaptic transmission.
AAAAGCCAUCUUGGGGUGUGUGUUUGCGUGUGUGUUCAAACACUGGCAUCUCAUAGGCUCUCGUUACUGCUGUGGAUGGCGGCUGAUUCUCUCUCUCUCUCUCUCUCUCUCUCUCGACCUGCCUGCAGACAACUAAUGAAUCAUUUCUAGCCAAAUCCAAGCAGUGCAGACACACCAAUGCCCGCUGCCGCCUCUGCCUGCCCCUCUCCUCCCGGCUCGCUCGCGUCCCCAGGCUGUAAUCUGACCCGGGAGACUGCAGUCAUCUAGGCGGUGAAUCUCCAGAGCAGCCUCGGUGGAGCUUGCUUCCAAGGUUAGCAUGGCCUGUCACACCUGAGACCUGCAGGCUCGGAGGACGAACUUGAUCAGACCCAACCUUUGGAAGACCCACUGGGGAAUUUCUUACUUCGUGUCCUGAGUCCGGGAACCCAGCAGUGGGGAUUUUGUGGAACACGAACGGAAGGAUGCUACCCAGGGAGAGAGUCGUCUGAGCGUCCACUAUGCAGGCCUGCUCACAGAGGCCUGGCAGCUCCACGAGCGGAAAGCAGACCAUGGUCGGCUUCACCACACGCUCGCCACAGUGACCGAGGAACGCGAUUUGGCUGUGAAGGAGAAGUGCCAGCUCCGAGCCAAGCUGGAGAACCUAGAACAGGUCCUAAAGCACAUGCGAGAGGCCGCCGAGCGGCGGCAGCAGCUGGAGGUGGAGCAUGACCAAGCCCUGGCCGUCCUCACUGCCAAGCAGCAGGAAAUUGACCUUCUGCAGAAGGCUCAGAUUGAAGCUAAGAAAGAGCACGAAGGCGCAGUGCAGCUGUUAGAGUCCAAGGUCCAGGAGCUGGAGGCGAAAUGCCGGAUGCAGAGUGAGCAGUUCAGCCUCCUGUCACGGGAGCUGGGGAAGUUCCGGCAGCAGGCCGGCGCCAUCGACCUGCUGGGCAGUGGCCCUGUGGCCCCCCUGGCCCUCCCCUCGGCCCCCAGCAAGCCCUUCCCACCGUUCAUGAAUGGGGUCGCCACCUCCAUCUGCAAAGGUCAGGAGAGCUCCACUGGAAGCCACCCGGUGAUUGGUGACUACAUCCUGCCCCUUGCGCUCCCUGGGGAAAAGCCACAGCCGCCGUCCCUCAAGCCUGCCUUUCUGUCGAGGUCCAGAGGCCCGAGAUGUGGAUUUGAGUCCGAUAUGGAUAAUGAACAGAAUUCCAACACAUCGAAGCAGAGAUAUUCUGGAAAGGUUCACCUGUGUGUCGCCCGCUACAGUUACAACCCCUUUGAUGGGCCAAAUGAAAACCCAGAAGCUGAGCUGCCGCUCACGGCGGGGAAGUACCUCUACGUGUAUGGAGACAUGGACGAGGACGGAUUUUACGAAGGUGAGCUCCUGGAUGGGCAGAGGGGUCUGGUGCCCUCCAACUUUGUGGACUUCGUCCAGGACAACGAAUCACGGUUGGCCAGCACGCUGGGGAGUGAACAGGACCAGAAUUUCAUCAACCAUUCUGGUGUCGGCGUGGAAGGGGGGGAGCACAUUCUUGCCCUCCACUCCCCCACUCACAUUGACCCCAGCAUCACAGACAACGGUGCAGGGACGCUGGACGUGAACAUUGAUGAGAUCGGAGAAGACAUUGUGCCUUACCCUAGAAAAAUCACCCUUAUCAAACAACUUGCCAAAAGUGUCAUUGUGGGCUGGGAGCCCCCGGCUGUUCCACCGGGGUGGGGGACCGUGAGCAGCUACAACGUCCUGGUGGACAAGGAGAUGCGGCUGAGCCUCACACCGGGGAGCAGAACCAAAGCACUCAUUGAGAAGCUCAACAUGGCGGCCUGCACUUACCGCAUCUCUGUGCAGUGUGUCAUGAGCCGGGGCAGCUCGGAUGAGCUGCAGUGCACGCUGUUGGUGGGCCGGGACGUGGUGGUGGCCCCCUCCCACCUGCGGGUGGACAACAUCACCCAGGUCUCAGCCCAGCUCUCCUGGCUCCCCACCAACAGCAACUACAGCCACGUCAUCUUCCUCAAUGAAGAGGAGUUUGACAUUGUCAAGGCGGCGAGGUACAAGUACCAGUUUUUUAACCUCAGGCCCAACACGGCCUACAAGGUGAAGGUUCUGGCCAAGCCCCACCAGAUGCCGUGGCAGCUGCCCCUGGAGCAGCGGGAGAAGAAGGAGGCCUUCGUGGAGUUCUCCACGCUGCCUGCAGGUCCUCCGGCUCCCCCACAGGAUGUCACUGUGCAGGCUGGGGCCACUCCAGGCACCGUCCAGGUCUCUUGGAGACCACCUGCGCUGACGCCCACUGGGCUGUCCAAUGGGGCCAAUGUGACGGGCUACGGCGUGUAUGCGCGCGGGCAGAGGGUGGCCGAGGUCAUCUUCCCUAUGGCGGACGGCACGGCGGUGGAGCUGGUGCGGCUGCGCAGCCUGGAAGCGAAGGCAGUGAGCGUGCGGACCCUCUCGGCCCAGGGCGAGUCCGUGGACUCCUCAGUCUCUGCCAUCCCCCCUGACCUUCUGGUGCCUCCAGCCCCCCACCCUAGGACCAUGCCCCCAGUGAAGCCAUCCACAGGUGCCGGUGUCCCCGAAACCAAAGAAGCCUCCCCAGGCCGGGCGCCGGCCCCCGCACACGGGCACCUGCUGGAGCCCCCCAGCCCACAAGGUCCUGGCCCUGGACGACGUUCACCCUCACCCAGCCGCAUCCUCCCGCAGCCACAGGGCACACCCGUCCCCAGCACCGUCGCCAAGGCCAUGGCCCGCGAGGCUGCGCAGAGGGCAGCCGAGAGCAGCAGGUUAGAGAAAAGGAGCGUGUUCCCAGAGAGGGGCAGCACUGGGCAGUAUGCGAACUCGGACGAGGAGGACAGCUACGGCUCCCCAGAUAUCAAGCGGAGGGGCACUUCUGUGGACGACUUCCUCAAAGGCUCCGAGCUGGGGAAGCCGCCCCACUGUUGCCAUGGAGAUGAGGACCACACCGAGAGUAGUCGGGGGUCCGACCUCUCAGACAUCAUGGAAGAGGACGAGGAAGAGCUCUACUCGGAAAUGCAGCUGGAGGAGGGGGGACGGAGGCGGCCCAGUGGCACAUCCCACAAUGCCCUCAAGGAGAGCUGUAAGAGUAGGACCUCUGAAGGCGCUUUCUGGGAGCAGCCCGAGUCUCCCCAGCAGCCCUCGCACAGUCAGAGACUGUUCAGCAUCCCUGAGGCGGCAGAGGAGGAUGGGGAGCCCGGGGACUUCCUGCACAAGCAGGGUGUAGGCUGCUCCCCCAGAGCGGCCCCCCGGGGUGCCUGGCUGCCUGCCGCGCACAGGGCCCCCCACGCUGAGGGCUUCCUUCUGGAAGACGGGGGCUGUCGCUUCAGCCGCUCGGCCGCCCGAAGCCCAGACAGCGGCCUGGACUGUGGGAGCGAGGAGGAAGAGCUCCGCCUAGGCGUCAGGAAGGCCCCCUCCUCGGGCAGCGCGGGUCCCAGCCCCUGCCCCUGCCCCUGCCGCAGGAACCUGAGGCCCUCACUGGCCCGGCGGCCCACCCUGACACGGCAGAGCAGCAUCGAAGAAGACUUUGGGGACCAAGUGGACCCCAGCGAAGCCAUCCGCAGCGAUGGUGCCCAACCCCACCCGGAGAAAUCCGGCCCCAGGAAGUAUAGCUGGGAUGAGUCCAUGGACCAGGAAGAUUUUCAGGGUGUCUGGAAGAAAAGCAUAAAAAUGCCCGCCAGUAGGGCCACUGUUCACCAUGCAAAACCACCUCCCAGAGUGGCAGACGGUCCUUUGAUUUUAGGGAACCCAGUGUCUGCAGGACGGGCUGAGCGGGCGGAUCACAUGGGUCAGAGGUUUCCUCCCGGCAGCGCUGGCCCUCCGAGGUCCCGGGCAAUGGUGGUCCCGUCUAUCGACGACUAUGCAGGGCGAGACCGGCUGUCUCCAGACUUCUAUGAAGAGUCAGAGACAGACCCCGGUGCCGAAGAGCUCCCAGCCCGGAUCUUUGUGGCUCUGUUUGACUACGACCCACUCACCAUGUCCCCGAAUCCCGAUGCUGCAGAAGAGGAGCUGCCCUUUAAAGAAGGGCAGAUCAUCAAGGUUUAUGGUGAUAAAGACGCUGACGGAUUCUACCGCGGGGAGACCUGUGCCCGCCUUGGCCUUAUUCCUUGUAACAUGGUCUCUGAGAUCCAGGCAGAUGACGAGGAGAUGAUGGGCCAGCUUCUCAGACAAGGCUUUCUCCCUCUCAACACACCUGUGGAGAAAAUAGAGAGAAACAGAAGAAGCGGCAGACGGCAUUCAGCACCUACGCGAAGAAUGGUGGCUCUCUAUGACUAUGACCCAAGAGAAAGCUCACCUAAUGUUGAUGUGGAGGCUGAACUAACAUUUUGUACAGGAGAUAUUAUUACUGUUUUUGGUGAAAUCGAUGAAGAUGGGUUUUAUUAUGGGGAACUUAAUGGGCACAAAGGCCUUGUACCUUCAAACUUCCUGGAAGAAGUGCCUGAUGAUGUAGAAGUGUAUCUUUCGGACGUACCGUCUCACUACUCUCAAGACACACCGAGGCGUUCAAAGGCAAAAAGGGUUCCUCCUGAGGGGUCAGGUACAGCAAGGAGAGCUCCAUCCCCCACAGUCCAUCUCCAUUCGGGGUCACCUACGUCAUCUAUGGGUUCUGGUAGUCCUGGGAGAGGCAGGGAAAUGUCCUCGAAAAAGAAAAAGGGGCUGCUUUCCAAAGGCAAGAAACUGCUGAAAAAGCUUGGUGCAGUGAAAUGAUUCAUGUACUUCUGGACAACUUCCAAAUCUAUGUAAUCUUCUUUAAUUCCAAACUAGGGCUUUCAUGACUCAAGUCCUUCCUAAAAACACAAUCUUCUCCCCUGCCACCAGUAGAGAAAUGCACUUUUGCACUACCAUCCACUUUACACCAACUGCAAGAGCAAAGAGGAGCUGUGGCUCUUUCUCAGCCUCCGUGGCCCGAGGUCUGAUCCGGGAGGUGGGCGGGUGUGUCUGACUCACAAGCAGGGGGGUGGAUGGCUCUUUGUAGCUCACUCAGUCUCUGUGCAUCUGUCAUCCACCCCUGAAGGAAUGAUUUCCAACCUUCCCCCUUUUCAAAAUGCUUGCCUCAUAAUGCAGAAUUUCCACUUAACUCUGGUCUUGAAAUUCCUAGUUUAAUCCGCCUUGAUGUCCUGCCUUAUAAAUGCACAAUGAUUUGUACUGUCUAAUAAAAAAUAGUGUAUACUCUGUGUUGUGCGUUCAGUGGUCUCCAUCCUCACUGACAGUGUUUGACAUCAAGCUGUACAGGCUGUGCAUCCCGAGUCUCCACAGAGCAAACCAGGCAACACACAGAAAGCGCUGACUUACCUAAUCGUUCAAAAAGGAGAGGCGUGGCUUUGUCUGGGGAAGUACCAGUAUUCCUGCCAGAAUGCUGAUAACCUUCACUGCUUUCAGGGUUACAUUCUGUGGCAUAUGGAUUUCUGUUACUUUCACCAUUUGUCAAAAUGCCAUACACAAUUAUUCACCAAUGACUAGCACACACAUAAAAUUAGUCACAUGAUUCAUAAGCCACACCCAAAACACCCCAAAUUUAAGUCUAUUCAGGAUCAUUCCACCCAAUCUUCAUCAUUGACAUCUGAACAAAAGACUUACAAAGCUGCUGGCAAACGUAUCUGGUGGUUACUAUUUUGUAAUUGUCCACUUGUAAAUUGUUUUUACUCUUUAUACAUACUUUUCAGACUGCCUUUCUUUUGUAAUUUAUGGAAGGUUUAUAAAUGAGUGAUCCAAGCUUUCCCCAUUGUGUCUUCAAAAAAUACAUUGUAAAUUGUAAUAUAAUGGUAUGUGUUAGAUUUAUUAAAAGGAAAUCAAUCACUUAAUGUGUGGCUAAGUGUGGGUGUGUGCAUGUGUACAGUUAGUGUACAGUUUAUAGAAAUAAAAUGUUAUUUUAUACAAUGCUGUUUGGUCUAUCUUUGUCUUAAGCACCCUUUUUUCGUAGCAACACAGCUAAAUUUCUCUUAUACAUACAAGAAAAGCUCUGUAGCCAUGUAUCUUUCCCAGGACUAUUUUAAAGUUACGCUGACCUGUGUUUUGGGAGUCAGUUACAGAGUGCUGACACUUUUGCACUAUGGAUGACAACCCACUCAGUGCCAGUUAGCAUGGAGUUGCUGUAUUUCUUGCACAUGAGAAACGCUCAUGCACAACUGAUACUCUGAAGGUGAGUUCAAUCUGUAUUAGUAUUUCCGUUUGCCAGAUUUAGAAUUCAAAUCAUAAUAAAGGGCUAAACUGACGUAAUAAACUUAGUUUCCCAAUUCUAAAGAAUUCUAAAAUCCUAAUAUUUAUAAUUUAUUUCUCUUUCAUUUUUACUGAUUUCCAUUUCUAUUUCUAACUUUCCAUCUGUCUUGUCUCUCAUCUCAUCAGAGACAGAGAAACCAAAGACCAGACGAGACACAUGAGAGACGUGAUGUGUAUUUUUAUAUUUAGAUUUAUUAUUUCCCACACUUGUACCAAGACAAGUUAGAGGACUCUCCACUAACAGUAUGAUUGUAAUUUUCUGUCUUCAGGGGCUAACCUAACAAAGUUAGGCCCACACUCUACAAACUAUUCAGUAAAGAACUCAC